Molecule: messenger RNA, 774 nt
Organism: Chrysochloris asiatica (Cape golden mole)
Lineage: Eukaryota; Metazoa; Chordata; Mammalia; Afrosoricida; Chrysochloridae
Gene: PRDX3
Product: peroxiredoxin 3
Exons: 7
Coding region: 1-774 (257 amino acids)
Biological process (GO): hydrogen peroxide catabolic process; response to oxidative stress; cellular response to stress
Cellular component (GO): mitochondrion; cytosol
Molecular function (GO): thioredoxin peroxidase activity
Source: RefSeq, a predicted model, not a curated record
AUGGCGGCGGCUGCUGGAAGGUUACUCCUGGCCUCGGUGGCCCGACAUGCAAACGCCAUUCCCCAGGGCAUUUCUGCCUCUGCAGCCCUUAGGCCUUCUGCUCCUGGAAGAAAGUGUUUGAGCAGUGUGUUGUGGUCUGGGCCUCCUCAAGCAAAAUGCUCCUUCAGCACCAGUCCCUCACGCCUUGUCCCUGCUGUCACCCAACAUGCGCCCUAUUUUAAGGGCACGGCCGUGGUCAAUGGAGAGUUCAAAGAACUGAGCCUCGAUGACUUUAAGGGAAAGUACUUGGUGCUCUUCUUCUACCCUUUGGACUUCACCUUUGUGUGUCCUACAGAAAUUGUGGCUUUUAGUGACAAAGCCAACGAAUUUCACGAUGUGAACUGUGAAGUCAUUGCUGUUUCGGUGGAUUCCCACUUUAGCCAUCUUGCCUGGAUCAAUACACCACGGAAGGACGGUGGUCUGGGCCACAUGAACAUCCCACUCUUGUCAGAUUUAACGAAACAAAUUUCCCGAGACUACGGCGUGCUGUUAGAAAACCCUGGUCUUGCACUCAGAGGUCUCUUCAUCAUUGACCCCAACGGAGUCAUCAAGCACCUGAGUGUCAAUGAUCUCCCUGUGGGCCGGAGCGUGGAGGAGACCCUCCGCUUAGUGAAGGCAUUCCAGUUCGUGGAAGUCCAUGGAGAAGUCUGCCCAGCAAACUGGACCCCUGAUUCCCCAACAAUCAAACCAGACCCGACUGCUUCCAAAGAAUACUUUGAGAGAGUGAAUCAGUAG